Lolium perenne is the source of this 661-nucleotide messenger RNA. RefSeq names its product 18 kDa seed maturation protein-like. Lineage: Eukaryota; Viridiplantae; Streptophyta; Magnoliopsida; Poales; Poaceae. Gene Ontology annotation, biological process: embryo development ending in seed dormancy. The record is from RefSeq and is a predicted model, not a curated record.
GCCAUUGUAGAUUGGUAGCGAAUUGAGAGAGACUACCAGGUCACAGGAGAUCAACAUCGAAGCAGAGCUCGAUGAUGCAGGGCGGGGAGAGCGCCGGUGGUGCGGCGAAGGAGGCGGCGGCAAACCUGGGCGCGUCGGCGUGGGCGGGCAAGGAGAAGACCGUGGCCGUGGUGCAGGAGCAGGUGGAGAAGGUGAAGGCGCACGACGACCCGGCUGGCCAGGCGGCCGCGGAGGCCAGGAAGGAUGAGCGGUUCGAGGAGGUGGAGGCCGCCAAGCUGGACGCCAUCCACCACAACGCCGCCGUCGCCAAGGACGGCCGCGCGGCCGCCAUCAUCGCUGACGACACCGAGGCCCAAGCUGCCGCCGCCGCAGCCGAGACGGAGGCCCGCGCCGUGGACGCGGAGGGCUAGCUACGUACGCCUGGUCGACCACUGUAUCCGAGAUCUCCUAUUGUUUGUAUACUGUAUAUUUGUUCGAUCGAGUGUGUUUGUUUGGAGCGCUGCGUAUUUGUUUUGAUUAGCCUGGAAAGAUGGAGUUGCUGUAUUGUAGAUGGGAUGCUUGUAGUUCCAACUUGUAUGUGCAAUGCGAUAUGAUGAUCCUCUGGUUCUGAUGGACAUGUAGCAAUUGGCAGAUGGAUCAAUGCCCGCGGUUUCACAAGAAA